Messenger RNA from Racocetra fulgida, 363 nucleotides. Lineage: Eukaryota; Fungi; Glomeromycota; Glomeromycetes; Diversisporales; Gigasporaceae. The record is from the annotation of a GenBank genome assembly.
AUGCCGUGUAAAGCAUGUCAUCUCACUUUGCAAGAAAAAAAAGAAGCAGAAGCUGCUAGAAAGCGCAAAUAUAGAAUCAAGGAAUUAGAAACACAAUGGCAACAGCGUCGUCAACAAGUGGUGUUAGCAGAAUCCAGUAUACCAUCAAUUUUAGAACAUCUACUUUCCGAUCAAGAUAAUAUAGCUAAAGAUUUGAAAACUAUGCUUAAUGGCGUUAAUCCUUAUGUGCAAAACUUUUGGCAUAUUUCCAAUAUAUCUGUACAAAACAUCAAAAACUUAUCCGUGCUUAUCCGUGCUGAUAUUCCUGGCCUUGAUCUAAGAACUUAUAACUUGCCAACUGCUUCUCAGAUCGCAGCAAUUUAG